AUGUACCUCAAUAAAUCCCUGCGUAUCAAAAAUGUCAGUAAGGAUGACACAGGAGACUACGGAGCAGCGCUUAUAUAUGACAACAAUGAUACUACUUUUCUACCCAUCAAGUUUCAUGUGUACUCACCAGUGACUACACCCUCCAUCCAACUCAAGCAAACCAUAGAUAAAGACAUGGUCUCUGUGUUUCUGAAGUGCCUGUCAAUCGACAUUAAUAUCUACAUUGGUUGGUUCUUCAAUGGCAAGAGGGUGAGGAUCAUGAAUAGGAUGAAUCUGACUCAGAACAACAGCACCCUCAAAAUAGUCCCUGCCAGGAGGCAGGAUUCUGGGGACUAUCAGUGUGAAGUAUCCAAUAAAGUCAGUUCCAAGAGGAGUGACCCCAUCCAGCUGGACAUAAUAGCACUGCUACCCAAGCUCAACCUCACAACCAACAAUUCCAAUCCCAUGAAGGGUGAGGACUCAGUAGCAUUAAUGUGUGAGCCUGAGACUCAGAAUACAGCCUACCUGUGGAGGAUAAAUGACCACAGACUCUCAAAAGAGGACAGGCUGAAGCUGUCUGAGGACAACAGGACUCUCACAUUACUCAGUGUUGUGAGGACUGACACAGGACCCUAUGAAUGUGCCUGGAACCCAGUGAAUGCCUCCCCAAGUGACCCAUUCUCUCUGAACAUCACCUUUGGUCCUGAUGUCCAGAUCAUAUCCCCCUCAAAUAUUCAUUCCCAUUCAAGGAGAAACCUCAACAUCUCCUGCCACACAGAUGCUAACCCACCUCAACAGUACUCUUGGUUUGUCAAGGGAGAGCUCCAGUCCUCCUCCCAAGAGCUCUUUAUCCCCAAUAUUAAUACUAAUAAUAGCAGAUCCUAUUCCUGUCUCAUCUAUAAUAUUUUUCCUGGAGUCUAUAGGACCACAGUCAAGAACAUUACAGUUCUUAAUCUAGUGACUACACCCUCCAUCCAAGUCACCAAAAACACAGUGAAAGUCCUGACCUCUGUGUUCCUGAAGUGCUUGUCAAAUGACACUGGGAUCUCAAUCCAUUGGCUCUUCAAAGGCCAGAGUGUGGUGCUCACAGAGAGGAUGAAGCUGUCUCAGAACAACAGCACCCUCCAAAUAGACUCUGUGAGGAUUGAGGAUUCCGGGGAUUAUCAGUGUGAAGUAUCCAAUCAAGUCAGUUCCAAGAGGAGCGACCCCAUCCAGCUGGACAUUUUACAUGGUCCAGAAGUCCAGAUCAUAUCCCCCUCAAAUAUUCAUUUCCAUUCAAGGACAAACCACAUCUCCUGCCACAUAGAUGCUAACCCACCUCAACAGUACUCUUGGUUUGUCAAUAGAGAGUUCCAGUCAUCCUCCCAAGAGCUCUUUAUCCUCAAUAUCAAUACUAAUAAUAUCGGAUCCUAUUCCUGCCUCAUCUAUAACAUUUUUCCUGGAGUCUAUAGGACCACAGUCAAGAACAUUACAGUCCUUAAUCCACUGACUCUACCCUUCAUCCAAGUCACCAACAACACAUUCAAAGAUAUGACCUCUGUCUUCCUGAACUGCUUGUCAAACAACACUGGGAUCUCUGUCAAUUGGCUCUUCAAAGGCCAGAGUGUGGAGCUCACAGACAGGAUGAAGCUGUCCCACAACAACAGCACCCUCCAAAUAGACUCUGUGAGGAUUGAGGAUUCUGGGGACUAUCAGUGUGAAGUAUCCAAUCAAGUCAGUUCCAAGAGGAGUGACCCCAUCCAGCUGGACAUAAUACGUACCAAACAUGCAUCUUCUGUAGUGACAUAUAAGCAGUCAAAAGGCCCACAUGAUGCAUCUGGCAUCAUAACAAAGAUACCAUUAGAAAUCGAGUUUCAAGAUGCUUUCAUCCUGUCUCUUAAAAGUCUGAUGACUGUCAGCUCUGAUCUUUGA
Messenger RNA from Peromyscus californicus insignis, 1890 nucleotides. RefSeq names its product carcinoembryonic antigen-related cell adhesion molecule 1-like. The record is from RefSeq and is a predicted model, not a curated record. NCBI's taxonomy places the organism in Eukaryota, Metazoa, Chordata, Mammalia, Rodentia, Cricetidae.